Molecule: messenger RNA, 798 nt
Organism: Micromonas commoda
Lineage: Eukaryota; Viridiplantae; Chlorophyta; Mamiellophyceae; Mamiellales; Mamiellaceae
Exons: 1
Coding region: 1-798 (265 amino acids)
Source: RefSeq, a predicted model, not a curated record
AUGGCGCUCCUCGCCCCGCGCCUCGUCCCGUGCAUCGCGCCCGCGCGCCUCGCGCGCCGGGCGCGCCUCGUCGCCGGAUGCGCGGUUAACGUCGUCGCCCCGUCGCCAGCCUCGGCGCCCGUCGCGACGUCGCUCGCCCCGGCGACGACGCCGCGCGUCUCGCGCCCGGGAAUCAGAUCGCCUAACGGUCGUGCCGCGCGGGCGGUCGCGUGCGGCGGCGGCGCGCACGCGCUCUUCGACGUCGCCGCGGGCGCGUUCCGGGUCUCAUCCCUCGCGCACAACUCCGCGGCGCUCGCGUGCGCCGUCGCGCUCGCCAUCCUCGUCGUCCAGGCGCUGGACGAUACCGGCGCAUCGGCCGGCAACGAUAAACGCAACGCGUCGCUCUUACUCCUCUCCGCCGCCAUCGUCGCCCCGCCCGCGGUCACGGCGUGGUGGCUCACGAGCGCGGGGCGAUCUGUCGCGUUCGGCGCGCUCGCCCUGAGGACCUUCCUCCUGAACGGCUCGUUGAGUCUCUUCGGCGCGCUCUCAACCGCGGUGGACGCCGUCGCAACCUUCGGCUUGCUCGUGAUUACCGCGACGCCUUGGGCGAACGCGUGGCGGUGCACGCGAACCGCCGCCGUCGUCAACGCGGCGGUGUGCGCGUACAUGCUCUUCUCGCACAUGCGCGGCGGCGGGGACUUCGCGACGGCGUCGCAGGGUAAGUACCUCAGCGCCGGUGCCGGGUUGACGCUGUUGGCCACCGCGGGAUACGUAGUGCUGCUGGCGUUGGCUGUUGCAUCAACGGGCGCGCGCUGGUGA